Cryptomeria japonica (Japanese cedar) is the source of this 4106-nucleotide messenger RNA. RefSeq names its product disease resistance protein RUN1. The transcript is spliced from 5 exons. The coding region runs from base 194 to 4036 and encodes 1280 amino acids. The record is from RefSeq and is a predicted model, not a curated record. Gene Ontology annotation, molecular function: ADP binding. Gene Ontology annotation, biological process: signal transduction; defense response. NCBI's taxonomy places the organism in Eukaryota, Viridiplantae, Streptophyta, Pinopsida, Cupressales, Cupressaceae.
ACUCAAACUGGUCAAAUUUAGGUGUUUCAAACCUGAUUAUGGCGGCACUAUUCUGCGUUUCUUCCACGCUAUUUCCUAUGUAAAGUACAGGCUCUCCUCUUAAAAAUGCUUUAGCCCUUCACCUCCUCACCAACAACCACCCCUCUUUCAUUCCAGUCCAGAUUAUCUUUUUGUCAAAGCUUAAAUCCAUUCCAUGGCAUCUACCUCUACUUCUACUCUUAUCACUGAGCACGAACCUCAAAAUGAACAAAUUGUUGCAUCUUCGUCCACUUCUACUACGCCCUCAGUGGGAAGCCUGUUUUCAUCCUGUUUUAAUUGUUGUUCUUUCUUUCUUUCUCUCUGUUCAACUCGACGCCAUUCUAAUGCUUUUCAAGAGAUCGCACCAUCUCCAUCUGAUUCAAAUGCUUUUGACCAAGUUGUACCAUCUACAUCUACUUCUGCUAGAUCCACUCUAAUGCAACACAGAAAGCUGCCCUACGAUGUUUUUAUCAAUCAUCGUGGCCCAGAUGUCAAACACACACUCGCAGCCACUCUCUACAAGACCCUCACUGGCAUGGGAUUGAGGGUUUUUCUUGAUAAUGAAGAGCUCGAAUUAGGGGAUUUUUUGCCUAUAGAAAUAGAAGAGGCAAUGAGCAGUGCUUUGCUACAUAUAGCUAUAUUUUCCAAGAAUUAUGCACAAUCCUCAUGGUGUUUGGCAGAGCUUUCAUUUAUGCUCAAAACAGGCACCCAAAUUGUUCCUGUUUUCUAUCAUGUUCAGCCUGAUGAUGUCAGAUAUGCAAAAGGAGUUUAUGCUGAGGCAUUUUUCCGGCAUACAAAAAAGGGUAGAUACACCUUGGAAAAGCUUCAGGAAUGGAAGAAUGCACUCAACAAUGUUUCAUAUAAUGUCGGUGGCAUCAUUCAUAAUGAUGAUGAUGAGGGAGCUCUGUUGAGGAAAAUUGUUGGCUGUGUUUUGAAAGUAGUAAAAAAUGUGCCGUUUGUAGUUGCCAACCAUCCAAUUGGUUUAGAUGAAAUUCUAAGGAACUUUGAAAGGACGACACUUCAAUCCACAGAGACUCAUAACAACGUCCAAAUUGUAGGAAUAUGGGGCAUGGGUGGUUCUGGCAAGACCACUCUUGCCAAAGAGAUAUAUAAUAAUAAAUAUAGAAUUAUGGACAAGUCUAGUUUUUUAGUAGAUGUUAGAGAUGCUGCUUCUAAAAGUAAAUUGCAUAAGAAACAGAAAAAGCUUCUAGAGGACUUCGGUCUCCAAGGAGUAUCAAUUGACAAUGUAGAAGAAGGAAAGAGCAUUCUUGCCAGCCGUUUGCGAUCUAUUCGGUUGCUCAUCAUACUGGAUGAUGUGGAUAGUGUAGAUCAAUUGGAUGCUCUAGUGCCCAAGAAGGAGAGUCUUGGGUGGGGUAGUUUGAUUGUAGUCACUUCAAGAGAAUUUGAAGUCCUUCGAUGUUGGGGCAUCUCGUCCAUUUAUAAAAUGAAAGCAUUGGAUCGACCUCAUGCCAGGCAGCUCUUUUGUUGGCAUGCUUUCUUGCAGCCCUUUCCACACCAAGCAUUUGAAGAUUUGGUUGAAAAAUUCUUAAAUGUUUGUCAUGGAUUACCAUUGUCUCUAAAAGUUUUCGGAGCACAACUAUAUGGUAUCUCCAACAAAGAUCAUUGGGAAAGUCAAUUGCAAAAGAUCUCUAGAAUUUUACCCAAAGAUAUCAAAGAGAGAUUGAAAGUUAGUUAUGAUGCCCUAGAUGAUGAGGAGAAGCAGAUAUUCUUAGAUAUUGCUUGUUUCUUUAUUGGAGAGAAAAGAACUUCAGCCAUUGCAGCUUGGGAUGGAUCAGGAUGGAAUGGUCAGCAUAGUUGGGAACGACUUUUAAGUAAGUGUCUUGUUGAGCUCAAUGAUGAUGCAACCGAUGAUGACUGCAUAAGAAUGCAUGACCACUUGCGCGAUUUGGGAAGAGAAAUUGCAAAUCAUCAGUCACCCUAUCGUCUCUGGUCUCCCCAACAAAUUAUUAAUGUUGGUAAUCAAGUACAGGGAAUUGCAAUUCGAGGAAUAAUGACCACAACAGCUGAAUCCACAAGCGAGAAUGAGGAGUUUCCUCGAUGUUCCCAUGAUGGAAAGCUUCUGGUUAAGGCAGGUGGAGUAAAUUAUAGCCUGGAACCCUCUUCGCUUGGACUAAAAAUUUUUCAUGUUAGAGGAAAUUAUUAUAAUCAAGUAAUUGGUGAUUUAUCAAGAGAGCUGGCAUGGUUUCGCUGGCAUGACAUUGACCAGAGAAAUCUUCAGUCAUUAAGUUCAUUAAAAAAUUUGAGGGUUUUAGAACUCUAUGAAAAAAGGCAAGGGGAACAUCACUUAGAAGAACUAUGGGAGACUGACAGCAAUGCUCCUGUGCAGUUAAGAGAGCUGGUUGUUACUGGAUGCUCAGAAUUCCAAGGAUUUCCAAAGUCAAUAGGAUGUCUCGGACAUUUGAAAAAGAUAGUCAUGAAGUAUAACAAGAAUGUGAGGAGUCUGCCAAAAGAAUUUUGUCUUCUUCAAUCACUGGAAUACCUGGAGUUAGAAUUUUGUUCAGGGCUAUCAUCACUACCUAGCAGUUUCGGUGACUUGAAAAACCUGAGGCAUAUUAAUUUGUCCAAUUGCAGGAAAUUGAGGAGGUUGCCAGUCUCCUUUAAGGAGCUCACACUCCUACAAUACCUCUCAUUAGAUUGCUGUUUUAAUCUCACCUUAGAGUCGGACAUUCUAGAAAACAUGACAAGACUAGAGUAUUUGAAGAUCCAAGGUUGCGACCAAUUAGAAGAGUUGCCUCAUCACAUUACAAAUCAGGCCUCCUUGACAGAGCUCACUUUAUCCCUAAACAGGUUAAGAGAGCUACCAGUGAACAUCGGUCAACUGAGUAAGUUGCAAAACAUAUGGAUCGCAAGUAUAUCGUUGACAGGCCUGCCGACAUCUAUUGGAGACAUGUCUUCCUUGACUUCUCUCGAAAUUUAUAAUUGUCGCAAACUGGAAUAUUUACCUGAGUCGCUGGGGGGCCUUAAUCUCUUAAGGAAUUUAAGGAUAGAUGGUUUAGGAGUGAAACACUUACCAAAAUCAGUUGGGCAGCUAAUUAAUCUUCAAGCACUGCAUAUAAGACAUUGUCCAAUCAGGGAAUUGGAUCUUGGGGCAGGGUUGUUUACUUGUUUGAAGGGGAUAUAUCUAGAGUCAACUGAAGUGUCCAAGAUCUCCAUCUCUGAAGACUCACCUCUCGAGUGGCUCUCACUUGGUGAUAAUAGGCAUCUAAAGGAUAUACAAGUCCUACCAAAUACACUCGAGAGCAUAGUUCUGAGAGGGUGCCCCAAGUUAGAUGUGAUUCCCAGUUUUGCACAAUUAGGUUUUCUCCGUGAAUUUGUACUUGAAGGCUGCUAUGGAGUUAAGAAAAUACAAGGUUUGGAACAUUGUAAAGCAUUAGAGACACUGAAAGCACAUACGAGGUGGGAGGAGGCAGGUAUAGGAAGUUUGGAGAGCAUGGAAAGAUUGAGAAAAGUGGAACUCCAAGCAAUCAGCAGAUCAGGUGUUGAAGGUUGCAUUCAAAGCAUGCAGAAAUGGCCAAAAGAAGAAAUGAUAGUAUGCAUGCGGGCGGUCCCUGAUGCGGCCACAAUUGUAGACUCCUUUGUAAAUUCCUUUCCUAAUCUCUCUGUCGUUGACUCCUUUGCUAACCAGAAAAUAAACUCCAACCCAUCCCUCAAAUGCCCGUCCAUUGCUUGCUGCAUCCUUCUAUGUUUUGUUCUGGCUUGUGAAUCCCCAGAAACUGUAUUGCAGUUGGCAUAUAGUACAGAAAAUAGGGAGCUUAAAACACCUAUGUGGGAGUAUGAUCCGAUGGAGUUGGAGAAGGGCAAAUGGGUAUGGACAGCUCUCUUCACCGAACAUUCCAGAAUCCAUAAUAGCAUUUCAGGUCACACACAAUCAUGGGUAAACUUAUGGUCAGACAGAAGCGAAGAGAUCGGAGGAGUGGACAAAGGAGUACUUGUGAUGGGAGAAGAGGAGAGAGUUGCGGAGGCUUUCACCCACUUAUGUGUUCUUCUAACAAAUUAAUGUUAUUGUCUCUAACAAAUUGAUGUUAAUAGACAUGAAUUAAAUAUGUUUAUUAUUAUUAUUUUCAAUU